AUGGAGCCAGUAUCAUUUGGACAGCUGCCAGUUGAAGUACUCAACCAUAUCAUUGACAAGCUCGAGAGACCAGAACUAGUCUCAUUGUCUCGAGCAUCCAAAUGGACACGGGCAUUAACAACACGAGCCCUUUGGGAGGCGACCCGAAUCCCGGUUAUAAAUGACGAUGAAGGACGGCCAUUGGGUCUCCGGCCGCGGGACAUCUGUCUCCCAAAUCCAAUUGCGCCAACUAAGCUCAGGAUAUAUGAUUAUCUUGCGGAUCUAUACGAUCCCUCUUGUAUUCACUCAAGGGAUUCCCUUCUUCCCUGGCGUAGUAGACUGCAAUCGGAGAGCCGUGACCCUCUCAUACCGCUGGUGAAUGAUACCAUCUCAGCGCUAAAGCAGGUCGAGAUCAAUUCACUUCAUUCCUUUAGUUGGCACACGGGCACAUGCCUCCCGGCUAGCAUAUUUGGAGAGCAAGGUAUACUGUCACUUCAACAGCCCUCUCUGCGAUCUCUCAGUAUCAUCAGCAGCUCGACUUGUCAGAGAUUAUCCAGGAUUACCCUCUCUAAUUUCAAGAGUUUGAGAAGCCUCUCCUGGUCCGAUGCCUCGCCCUAUAACCAUGAGGCCCUGGCCACUGCUAUCCAGAUAAAUGCAUGGCACCUUGAAACACUCGAGGUCGAUUUCAUCAACUGGUCUAGGCUUUGGUAUAUAGUUGAGGAGUCUGAUGAUCCGUUCUUGCGCUACGAUGAGGUUAACAACGAAGAUGAAUUGUGGAUCUGUGAGGACACAUAUUUCGAGGACGAGCUUCUCGGUCAGAUGCGAAACCCACUGCAGCCCAUGUUUCCAGUGCUGAGACGUCUUGCACUAACUCAAGUCCAUUUAUCCGAUCGUACAAUCCUGACCUUGAAUAUAGGCGCGCUCGAGUCCCUCACAAUCCGAUGGUGUGGCGGCUGGAUGGCCUUUCUGCGCAGCAUUGUUGAGCUCGGAGUGCCCUUGGAUCUCGACCACUUUGAGCUGCACGCAGCAAAUCGCGGGUGGGAUGGAGGAGAUCACGCAUUGGUGGGGAGAUUCAUAGAGAGUCUCAGCGGACCAUGGUCAAUCUUUUUAGGUCAAAUGGGAACUCACUCAAGCCACGGCGUGUGGAAUCGACUUGUGCCACACCAGAAAUCGAUCAAGCGUUUUGUGCACCAGCUAAACACCAAAGCUCUGUUUGGUAGCGACUGUCCUAUUCAGUCUGACCAUCUUACUGAUGAAGACUGGGAUGGAAUGAGACGAGACCCAUUUCGGCAAAACCCGUUCGCGAACUUCGAGUCGUUGGAAUUUUUGGGAAUGACUUGUGAGCCGGCCAAAAUGAAAAUUCUCACUAUGCCGUUCGUAACCAAGUCCUGUCUUCGAGUCAUCCACAUCAGACGAGCACUCGACUGCACACUGAUUUGGCGGGACUGGAUAUUGACUGAAGGAGUCGGUGAUUGCCUCGAUCCAUGUGAUGACUCGAAGGAAGCGGAAAUCGAUGAGUCGAAACAAGCGGAAAUCAAUGAAACAUACGGUCAAGGUGAAAUGACCAUUGAUGCCCUAAGAGGCGAGUUCCGUGAUUUUGCAGAAUGGGUUUUUGGGCCGGAUGGGAUUCACUCCCUCAAAACUCUUGCAUUCGGAGACUUUAGCCACAUCUCCCACACGAGAAGAUUUUCGCGUGGUCAAGUAGUUCUUGUUCGGGACGAAUCUGACAGUAGACAUGGAAACUUCAAGAUGGUUGAUAGAGACGAAGCGGUGUUUAGGUUCAAUCUUGCCGAGUGCCUGGAUGCGAUAGAGGCCUGCCCGAAGUGCACAUUGACAAAAACAGACUGA
Molecule: messenger RNA, 1827 nt
Organism: Clonostachys byssicola
Lineage: Eukaryota; Fungi; Ascomycota; Sordariomycetes; Hypocreales; Bionectriaceae
Source: the annotation of a GenBank genome assembly